AUGUCUCAAGAAUUUACUGACUUUGUCAUCUCUUCAAUGGGACCCAAAACAACUCCAAGAGCACGUUGUGUUAUUGGCUCGUUGAUACAACAUAUCCAUGACUUUACAAGAGAAAAUUACGUAACUGUCGAUGAAUGGUUAUAUGGUGUUGAGUUCAUCAAUAAAAUAGGUCAUAUGUCUGAUGAAAGAAGAAAUGAAGGUAUUUUGGUAUCUGAUGUUUUAGGUCUUGAGACUUUGGUCGAUAUUCAAACCCACAAAUUGGACCACAUUAAGAAAACUUCAUCUGCUAUUAUUGGCCCAUUUUACAGACCAAAUUCUCCAAUUUACAGAAAUGGUGAAUCUAUUAUUCAAAAGGAAGUCGGUGGUGUAAAAGCUUUUGUUCAUGGUAGAAUCACUGAUCCUGAAGGUAAGCCGUUACCAGGUGCCAAAGUUGAAGUCUGGCACUGUGCUCCAAAUGGUUUGUAUGAACAACAAGACGAUGAGCAGCCAGAUUAUAAUCUAAGAGGUACAUUUAUUGCAGAUGAGCAAGGUUAUUACUCAUACACCUGUUUAAGACCUACUUCUUAUCCUAUCCCUUAUGAUGGUCCAGCUGGUGAUUUGUUACAAUUUAUGGAUAGACAUCCCAACAGACCAAGUCAUAUUCACUGGAGGGUUUCAUACCCAGAAUAUCAUGACUUGAUAACUCAAAUUUACGAUUCUGAGUGUCCUUAUACCAAAGAUGAUUCUGUUUUUGCUGUUAAAGAUGAUUGCAUUGUAAACUUCACUCCAAUCGACAAGAUUGAUAUUUCAACUACAAAUAAUCAUGUCAAAUCUCUCCAAGAAUUGAAAGCCAGAGACAUUGAAGUCGAGUUGCACUAUAACAUUUCCUUGCCUUUAGAAAAAGAUAUGGUAGAUGAUAGAAAGAAGGUUGAAGCUAAACAACUUGAACUUGAAAAGGCUUAUUUUGAGAAAUAUGCAAAUUUUGCUAGAGAUCUUGAUAUUUCAAAACUCUCCAUAAAUGAAAAACCCUCAACUGAUGAAAAGCCUUCAGUUAACGAAAAACUUUCAACUGAACAUGUUGAAAAUGUUCAACAUGUUCAACAUGAGAUUUUAUAA
Ascoidea rubescens DSM 1968 is the source of this 1095-nucleotide messenger RNA. Its product is annotated as intradiol ring-cleavage dioxygenase. The transcript has a single exon. Lineage: Eukaryota; Fungi; Ascomycota; Saccharomycetes; Ascoideales; Ascoideaceae. Gene Ontology annotation, molecular function: catechol 1,2-dioxygenase activity; ferric iron binding. Gene Ontology annotation, biological process: catechol-containing compound metabolic process. Bases 1 to 1095 code for a protein of 364 amino acids. The record is from RefSeq and is a predicted model, not a curated record.